This is a messenger RNA of Phytophthora nicotianae INRA-310, 4460 nucleotides long. RefSeq lists its product as hypothetical. Lineage: Eukaryota; Oomycota; Peronosporomycetes; Peronosporales; Peronosporaceae. Gene Ontology annotation, cellular component: endosome; WASH complex. Bases 982 to 4326 code for a protein of 1114 amino acids. The record is from RefSeq and is a predicted model, not a curated record. Gene Ontology annotation, biological process: endosomal transport; endosome organization. The transcript has 2 exons.
GUUGAAGGGUUGAUCGCACUGGGGCUCGCGUUCGUUCACCUUCACCGUACCGUCGCCAUGAGCGAGUCUUCCAAGAAGAAGAAGAGCGGCAAGGAUGUCGAGGACGACGUCAAAUCGCGUAGCAGCAUCGGCAGCAGCCUCUCGGACGAGUCCAGUGUGCUCUCGUCCCCAUCGCAGCGCAAUCAUCAGCGCCCCAGAUUCGACUCAAAGGCUUCAUGGGCGGACUCGACGCGCUUCGACAUGGGGCGCGCUGAUUCUCGCGCUUCGGACAUGUCUGCCAGGGACUUGAGACUCACGGGACUCGGGGGACGAGCCUCUUCCAGCCACAACCGUCAGCGCUCGGACUCGAGAGCCUCGAGGUUGUCACGCACUAGCAGUCGCUCCAGUAUGAGCGGAACCAGGUCCAGGCAAUCCUCGUUCGUGUCCAACUUUGGCGUGACCAAAGGCAAGAAACGCAAAGACAGCAACGCUCUGUCCACCAUCACGGAGAACUGGAAUCUGGCGGACGAGCAGUUUGGCAGCCCCUUCUCGGAGUUCGAUGCACAGGAGCAGCCGAUCCGAGAGGAGCUGCAGAGAGGCUUGGCGAUCAUCAAUGACCACACGGUGAGAGGGAAAAUUGAGGGUUGGAGUGUGUACUACAGUUAUUGACGAAAUGCGUAUGUUUUGUUGAUGUUUCUUAGACCAAGUUGAAGGAGAUUGAGGACGCUAUCACGGCUGCAAUGUCGGAAGUUUGGGGAUAUUGGGUACGACUUUAUGGUGAUGUUUUGUCGUUUUGCACGAGCAGAUCUGAUGAAUUGUCGGAAACUGUAGGCGGAUCCAAUCCAGCUGUACCUACACCCGGCGGAGCGCGUGGAUGUGCAGGACCUCAUCAAGACGGACAACGAACUGUUCAACAAAGUUCUUACGGUGUUUUCCGUGUUGUGUGAUGAAAUCUCGGAGCUCAAAGUGACGGUGGAAGAUAAUUUCUACCCGGCGCUGAUCAUGUUCGGUCAAGCGUGUCAUGGAGAGGAAGGCGAAGUGAAAGCUGGAGAAGAUGAAGUCCACAUCGGACGAAUGCUGGCGUUCUUUCAGGAUAUCUCCAACUUUGUGGAUCGAUGCAACGCUAUCACCAUCAACAUGAUCCACCAGCUCGCGAGUUUGUACCAGAGUUUCCAGAAAUUGUGGAAAUCUACAUUCAAGCUCGUGCACCUCCACCCCGUGUUCGACGCAUUGGCCAGUCUACUUGAAGUCAUGAUAACGAUCGAUGCCAUCGUCAUUGACAACCCGAAUAUCAUCACGUCAUGGGACAAAUACAAGCGUAUGAUGCAGUAUGUGCGCUCGGAUCCACCCCGCUACAACGUCACAGUUGAGAAGGUGAAACAGUUCGAACGCCUUCUAGUCAGUCUGGACCAGACGAUCAUGAGCGCUCAAGUGUUCCAGAGUUGCAUUGAGCAGGACUUUGAGAUAUUUUCCGGCGGUGAUGUCGCCGAUGACGAUGAGGAUCCUGAGGGAAGUGACAGUGAGCGAGGCGGUCGACGCGCGAGCAGCAGUGGAGGAGAGUCACGUAUUGAUAUUCGCACGAACCGUGUGUUCCUUGAAGAAUUCGUGCACUGCAUCAGCGCUCGUUUGAGCAUUGCCGAGGGUGCAAUUACGUCAGCUACGGAGACGUUCGAGCGUAAUGAUCUGGUCGGUACAACGGGGCUGUACGUGCUUCUUCGACGCCUUCAGCCGUCAAAUGUACCUGCCGAUCCUGUGCUGUACAAGCGAUUGUGGGAGAUGCAGACGAAGGCUCCGUGUGUGACCAUUUGUGGCAAGAUCAUGUGGUACAUGCCAGAUUUCCUGCUGAAGUACUCGCCUAUGACCUCAAAGAAACUCCAACCCACCGACAUCGUGCAGUUCCGUCGUGAGUACUUACACUCACUGGACGACGCCUUCCCCGCUGAUGUAACUACCGCCAAAUUGGAGUUGAGUGCAUGGCUUGUCCGCAUGGAGUCGUUUUUCCAGCCGACAACGCGUGGAAUGGGCGAUGCGUCUCGGACGCUGAGCAUUCGUGGCAAUCUGAUCCUCAAGGGUCUGAUUCUAGCCAAAAGAGUGCAGACCAUGAUGCACACUCUGGUGAACUUGCAUCUGUCGCUUCAAAUUCCGAUGCCAAAGCGAGUUGUGAGGCCACUUUACACGUGCAUUGAGAUCCUGAAAGCCGUCGAAUUCAUGUUUGCUCGGAAGAACCCCAUUCUAGCGGAAUCAUCGUCACACUUGCUGCGUCAAGUAGCUCACUCGCUGUUCUCGUUCUUCCGUCCACUCAAGGCUCAUCUGGAAGCCAGCAAGAAGUUCGAUGAUACCAAACUCGAUGUCCUGGCUGCUGUGACCGUGCUGGAAGACAUUCUCAACUCAGGCGAAUCGUUCUCGUACACGCGGAUCACUGUCCUAGAUCUCGCAGCUCAGAUCGCAAUGAUUUCGCCAGACAACGGCAGUGCUGCUAGCGAGAAGGGCAGCGAUAUGGAUACGACGGUCCCAAUGGGUCUCAAGGACGCUGACGAGCCUGUGAAGCUCAUCUGGAAGUUGCGUCUUCUGAGUGAUUUCCAGCGCAAGAUUCGAGCCGCAUGUGACUGCUCGUUCUUCUAUUGGAGUCGCGAAUUGCUACACCCUUUCCUGUCGGAUCUGUACAACCAACCGGAACAAGCUAACCGCAUCCAGUACGUCGUUGGUGGCUUCUUGGACGCGAUCAAGUUGCUCCGUGGAGCGCAGCACGAGACAGACAAUGAGUUGUAUGUGAACGCAUACGCAGAAUUCAUUGAAUCCGUCUUAGAAGAGGAGAUUGUGGAGAAUUUGUGCAAGGACGUGGAGAACGAUCUUCGCUUGCAUGUCCACUCGGUGCAUUUGGACCACUUGGACGCCCCCAACCCGAAGAGCGCCGACUUCAAAGUGCUCCAUUACUAUCUAGACCUGCGUCCGAUCCGCCUUCAUGGAAAGACACUUGACCUACGCCAACAUGUUACUCAUUACCUGGAGAGCACGUUCUACAACUUGACUACUGUGGCGCUUCACGACUGGAAAACGUACGGUGAGAUGCGCAACUUGGCGAACGACAAGUAUGGCUUGAGUCUUGCGGAUAACCAUCUUCCCAUGGGAUCACUGGAUCAGGGUCUAGAUAUCCUCCAGAUCAUGCGUAAUAUUCAGAUCUUUGUCGCUCGAUACAACUACAACUUGAACCAGCAGUUCUUCCUGGAACGACGUAGUGACAAGGGCUCGCGACACUUGAACUCCAUCAACAUCCACUCCAUCGCAAGCUCCAUCCGCACACACGGCAUGGGUAUCAUGAACACGACGGUGAACUUCACGUACCAGUUCUUGACCAAGAAAUUCGACAUCUUCUCGCAGUUCCUCUUUGACGAGUACAUUAAGAGUUAUCUGCAGCGUGAGAAGCGGUGGUACAAGAAACACCGCGACGACAAGGAAGUGGACAACAAAUACCCGUUCGACCGCGCUUUCCAGUUCAACAAGGAUAUCCGCAAACUGGGCGUGUCGGACUCGGGUAAAACGUUUUUGGACCAGUUCCGUAUGCUAAUCACUGAAAUCGGCAAUGCUCUGGGAUACGUGCGGAUGGUGCGCUCUGCCGGUAUGAACUACUGCAGUAACGCCAUUAAGUUCGUGCCGGAUCUGAACCACACACACUUUAAGUUUGAAGCGUAUGCUGGAGACGGUGUCGCCGAAGAGAAGAACGAAGAGACCGGCGAGGUGAUUCAAGACGAGAUUGCAGGCGCCAAGUUGUCACGCGAGACAGUUGUGGCGGCUCGUAAUCUGGACUCUGUCAUCUCGACGCUGGCCAAGAACUUCUCGGAGAACAACGACUACUUCAAGGUGCUGGUCAAGGUUUUCCAGGACGUUACUGCGAGUGACGAACAGAAGCACUUGAUCAACUUCUACACGAUUAUCCCGGCACUUACCAUCAACUACGUCGAGACAACGGUGCAAGCCAAGGACCUCAUGUACAAGAACACUCGGCGUCGCGAAUCGUAUUUCUCGGACGAUGGCUUCGCGAUCGGAGUUGCCUACAUUCUCGCCAUUCUCGACCAAGGAGAGCAAUUUGAUGCACUGCAUUGGUUCGAAGAGGUGGUGCGAAAGUAUAAGGCUGAGGAGGAAGCUUACAACGAAAAACAAGCGGAGCGUGAGGCUCGCAAGCGUGAGCAGGCGGCCAAGAAGCAGAAAGAGACGACUGCGGAGCUCAUUGAUGACGAAGAAGAGGUGCAUACCCUGCAACUCACGGCCAAGCGCAUUGAACUGAACCGCCGCGAAUUCGACCUGCUCGACUGGUCUCUCAAUGGUGCGCGCAUUUUUUUCAAGGACUAGAGGGACCCAUUCAUCAAAGGCAUCGAUGGGAGCUCUGUCGGCUGAAGACAGCUAGCAUUCGCCUAAUAUCAUAAAAAUGAGUUCCGUGGGUAACACGCAAACCCAGAGAAUGUUUGAGUGAAUGUUUUGCCAUG